Molecule: messenger RNA, 843 nt
Organism: Iphiclides podalirius (scarce swallowtail)
Lineage: Eukaryota; Metazoa; Arthropoda; Insecta; Lepidoptera; Papilionidae
Source: the annotation of a GenBank genome assembly
AUGGAAGAAAAUAUAGACAAGAUUAUUGAAAAAGUUGCUGAAUAUGAGGACAAGGUUGAAGAGAGCAGUAAGAAGACGGAAUCCGGUAAGGUGGAAUUGAAAUAUAUAUUACGAUGGACAUCAUCGAAGAGUGUGCCUUUUGUGUAUAUGGGAGAGGGGCAGAAUGGUUUCAUAGAAAGGAAUUGCCAAUACACGAAUUGCUUCGUUACCGGGGACAGAUCUUAUCUUGGUGAUUAUACGAAAUUUGACGUCAUCGCAUUUUCCGGUCCCGACGUGGUGCGGUUGAAUGAGAACUUUCUGCCGCAGAAGAGAUCGCCGCACCAGAAGUUUGUGUUCGCCACAAUUGAGUCGGCGGACAACUAUCCAGUGUGUUCGAACAAAUUUGACGGUUUCUUCAACUGGACAUGGACUUACAGGUUGGAAUCUGAAGCGAAGUGGGGCUACAUCGUGGUUAGGGAUGCUAAGCAGAAAAUAAUAGGCCCCAAGCCGGUGAUGCAUUGGAUGAAACUGGAAGAAAUGAACCCAGUGAGCGAAGAUUUGAAAGCGAAACUGAAAAAGAAAUCCAAAGCCGCGGCGUGUGAAGAUUAUGUGACGGAAAAAUUAUUGCAUGGCUUGAAACACAAUGCUGUGCCAAUCGUCUACGGUGGGGCUAACUACACGAGGUUCAUGCCCAAUGGAAUUUACUUAAAUGCAAGAGACCUUGGUGCUGAGAAGUUAGCGGAAAAAAUGAACGAACUUAUCAAGGACGCGGAACAGUACUCCCAAUAUUUUAGAUGGAAAGAUCACUACUCUUACUAUAGGAGACGGAGAGACAAAAGGACGACAAAAGUAGAAGUAGGUUUC